CUUGUGCCGCUCGCCCGAGGCGAAGGGUACGUGGGUCCCGCAGCAGGAGCCCGGGCUGUCGUAUGUCCGUCCUCUUAUGCAAAAAUACAAGUCAGCGCUUAUGCUAGCUUCGAUUCCAGUCGCCCUUCCCAGGCCUCGUGUAAGCAAAACAUUACUGACCGAAGGCCGCUGGCCUUCGCUGGGCCUCUGAACGUGGGAGAGGAGAAACCAGCUCGAGCGGGUCGUAAAGGUGGGACAGCAACGGCAACUCAAAAUGCCUAGAAAAUGCUGGAAUUGAUAACGGGGGGGAAGCCGUGCGGCCGGUCCUUCCAAGCUCCGCCCGACUAUGCAGCCUGCUGUCCCGAAGGCAUAGCAGGUCCUGCCCUGAUUAAAAUGCUAAGCUUCUGCACAGCAAAGUUGCUCCUGGAGAUAGGACCGAAGAGUUAAAAAUGUAACCGCACUCUGUUGACAAUCAUUUUCUGGUUAACUAUUAAGCUCGCUACUAGCUGUGAAGUGUGGGUUUGCCGUUCACCCUUGCUUGGGAGAGACAGUUGCAUCCUUAUGCUUUCCAGCUUCUCUCGAAUGAAUGAGCCAGGCUUUUGCUGGCAAUUGGCUGCCCUGGGGAGGUUCGUGCGGUCGGGAGGUUGGAAUGUUUUGGAAAUAUGCUCGUGUGGUUUUUCCGUCUUAAACGGUUCAAGUCGUGAAGGAAACGGGAGGUGUCGGUGGCCUGUGGGUACAGUGAAAUUUAGGUGAGGGAAGAGAGCUCUUAUUGUGAAGGCUGCUGGAGGGCCGGGGGGGGGCUGACCAACAGUCGAAAAGUGAAUGCACUUAAAAAUAACCUGAGGUUGACUGACCCUAGAGUCAGGUCCGUGUUUUCCAAAGCAGCCGCUGGACUCGUGAGUUUGGUUUGAACCCGUGGGAGGAGGGGUGUCCUCACGGAGGGGCUGAGCAUCCGCGCAUCUCAUCGACGUCUCGGGGAGCGGUGGAUGCACCGUUGUUUCUCUGCAAAUCAGUCUUGCGCUGCAUGCCCCCACCUGACAUUUUGGCUGUGCCGUAGCGCUCCGUCUCCACUGGACCUCGCAAUGCUUUCCCCAUAACAUCAGCACGAGCCCUGCACAGAGUGGUGGCAGGGUCGGCGCACUGGGGAGAAGGAGAGCUGGCUUGAUGCAGCAUUGCUCGUGUCUGGCCCCAGGCCAGUGGCUGUGGCAUGGUGCUGUGAAAACCUUUUACGCCUCAGCAGCUCUGUGAUCGAUGUGCUGAUUGAGGCCAGUCCACCUGGAUGCCUGGGAGGUGACUGUUUCAGGUGUACCUGGUAUGUUGAGCUGGGCUAAGGGAGGCACCAGAGCUGACUUGAGGAGCGCAGGGUUACUUGUUUGUCCUGUAACAAGCCCGCAGCAGUCUGCUUCAACAAGUUUUGGGCCAGAAAAGGUCCCUUUCCUAUAGCAAUUCUGCUACUAAACAUGCAGGAUCCUGUAGGCUCGUUGCUCUGCCACGUCGAACCGGCACCGGUCACUGGACGUCAGCGCUGGAAGCACUGUAGAAGUACUCAUUGCAACUCUCCAGGGAAGGGUGGACACUCACCCCUUUCACAGAGAGGGUGAACUGGAGCAUAAACAGCUUGUUCAAGGUCAUAAGAUAAGUCAGCCUGGAGGUUGGGGUUAGAAGGCAGGAGUUCGUUGUUCCCAGGUUUCCCACUAAUCCACUAAUCCCUCCUGUCACGCAGGAAGCUAGAAGUUGAUGUGCCAUCACGUCGAGGUUUUGGGCCGAGCCAGCUCUCUGAUUAGUCGGGAGGGAUGUUUAAGGUCGCAGGAAAAGCUUACCCAGUGCCAGAUGGGUGACGGCACAAGAAACCAAAUGGUGAAAUGAUUGGAUGCCUCAAGUCCUUAAAUUCAGAAAAGCCCAGGGAGGCUGCUGCGGGGUAUGAGAAAAAUAGUGUUUUGCAGGGAUGUGUGCGUAUCGGCUAGGGUUUAACGAGGAACACCCGAGUUAAUGUUUUAUCUUUUUAGACUCUGAUGCAUUUAAACAAAUGUCAGCUUCAGGACAGACAUGGUCAUGUUUCAAGGUAUUCUGUUAGAAGAGGUCUGGAUGAAGGCAGCCGUGCACGCAGUUGCCAGUCAGAACAGGGGCGGCCUGUAACUGUAUAUAACAAGGGGCAGGGGGGAGAGACUUUGGUCAUUCUGUCCCGCGGGCCUAUCGCUGGACCUCCUCUUUGAUGUGGACAUCUCUCUGGCAAGGUCCCCUCUUCCAGACCCACUCUAAACCUUGGCCGUUCUUUCUGUACCGUGCGCCCAAGGUGCAGCCCUUCCUGUCCAUCUGUGCUGCGUGAACCCUUGUCAUCUUGAUUACCGCACCUCGCUUUCCCCAACCAUGGCAAAGGUGAUCUUACCCUGCUUGUAGGCACUGGGGAUGUUGGGCGCUUGGAUGUAGGUACUUGCGAGCCUGCCCUGUCUCUGUGCAUGUCUCCCCUGCAUCUCCCUUCUCUGUGGCAUCAGAUGCUGGUCAUCCCUAAAACAUUUUGGUGCAGACUCCUUUAAUUUGGGUAUUCACAUGCUUUUGAUUGAUCGCAGUCUUCUUUCCCGGACCCCUUAGACAUAGUCUGCGGACCCUCAGAGGUCUGCAGACCAUGGGUUGAAAACCAGUGGCCUGCAACAAAGUGGGUAGUGGUUAGGCUGCUAACGUGUUUCGGUGGCCUCCGUGGACUGGGCUGGAUAGCGCAGAGAGCUGUCCGCUCCGCUCUCAGUAGCUGCUUGGGCUGUCCUGUUUGGAGCGCCAGUCCAUGGGUAGUGCAGUAGUCCCAUUUUCUGCAGAGAUUUAAAUUCAAGACAAUACUGCAAAUGAGGGAUAAACAUCUGCCUUGUCGGGCAGGCCCGGGGUUGUGAGGCAGGGGAGUCGGGUCGUGGACCAGGCUGGAUUAACCCGGCCAUCCGUGGAGGAUGCUGGCCUUGCAUGUUUCAUUAGCCUCACUCUUUUGCACCAGCGCUUCUGCAGAAAUGCCUUUCAAGAGAUGGGCAUCUUGAUGAGGAGGAGACUGGCUUCACCUCCUCAUCCUGCCAUAGCUGUCUGAUGAAGAAGCCUGGGUCUGAAAACAACUCGGUGCUCCCAUCGGUUAACUUUCCCUGGGCCCUGUUUGCCAAAGUUACGAUCUGUCCUGCUGCUAGGAACUGGCCUUCAGUCUGGUUGUGGAGGAGCUCCCAGCUGCGGUCUCCUUUUAGAAACGAGAGAAUCAGCUGUGGUCCGGGCUGCCAAGAUUUUCUAUUCUGUGGAAAGUGCAUUCCAAGCUCCGUUCAAAAUGUGGGUCUCCUGGACUGCGCUGAAUAGCACACUUGGCUUUGCUACCAGGCUUUUUAAAAAGCCAUUUUCCAGUGCUCAGUGUCUGGCUCCAAUUGAGCAUAAUUUAGAAUCAUGCAAGGACUUUGCAGCAUUCUUCUCCUAAGUUAUUGUGCUGCUUGGGAAGGAAGGAGUUGUCUCUGCUUGUUGGGGGCAGGGGGGAAGUUGCAUUUGCCUUGUACUUUGGAAUUAAGAAAACCUGUUUAACUUCAGGAUGCUUCUGCUAGUGAAAAUGCCUAUUGCGUGAAACAUUGAUGCUGUCUUCAGCGUUCGAUUAAACAAGCAAACAUCCAUACAGAUCUCAUGAGCAUUAAAAAUGCCAUGGAUUCUUUAGACAUAAUGCCUUGGGGUUUAAAAUCUUGACUGCGAUGUCAUUGGGGAAUGCUUUGGUUCAAGUUCAUGGAUUCCCCUUUGCCUGAGGAAGGGUACAUGAGCCUGAAAGCCUACAAAUACAGGAUUUUUUGCAGCUAUUCAGUUGGCUUAAUAAAAGAUAUCGGCUCUACUAAGAGUUCUGGAUUGGUCAAGCCUUUUUGAAAAUCUUCCUGGGGAAAGCGAUGAUGUUUGCCCCAGAAAGUGAACUUCAGCUUCUGGGAUUUCAGUUCUUGUCGCGUCUCUCCCCAUCAGGUUCAGUUACUACUCGGUUUCCUUCUGGGGGCAAACUAAGACUUCUUAGCUUCAGUUGAUUGUUCCCAGUAUCUGUGAUGUAAGGCAAUGUCUGUUAGUGAUGUGGUGAUGAACAAACCGAAAAACCAGAACCAGAUGGAGCCAACUCGCUGCGGAGCCAUGUGGGAGGCUGGCACUUCUUGGUGGAGACGAGUGGUUUUUUUUUUUCUUUCCUGGCAUCAGACUGUUCUGCCCCAGGUGUAAUCUGCUUUAUCUAAUGUUUCCCUAACAAAUGUGCCUCCAGGCUCUUCUCGGGAAUGGAGCUCCGUUUGUACAGUCACAAGGAACUGCUCUUCUCUGCCAGAGCAGCUUCCAGUCUGAGAAACUCCUGAUGAGGGAUGGGAGAAGAGAUCUAGCCUGUGCUUGGUUUCUUGGAGGAGACUCAGGAGAGGUGCUGCUCCCUGGUGGUGUUUCAAACGGGUCUCACAGUGUUUGUCCUAGCCAAAUUUUAGACGAUUGUAUCCCACCUCCAAAAUCCCUCUUCAGCUUCAGCUGACUGCAAGGUUGGAGACUUCCUUUGCAGCUCCGAAUUGCGCUGUGUUGCUAGUAGCUGUGUUUGUGGGGUGGUUGAAGCCCCCCGUAUUAGGAUACGGGGAGGGGAGGUGUGUUACGGAUGUCAGUUGUUUGAGCAACUCCACUUGACGUUGCAAGCUUGUGUUGCAGACCUGGCAUCAGCUGCCUUCCUGUCUUCACCGUCUACGGGCCUCUGUGCUUCAGUCCCAGAACAAAGUGUGCCCCCCAGUCCCUAAAUCUCCUUGCCAUGUACUGGGUCAGACACUGGGUCCACCUUGCCCAGUCUCCUGUGUCACAAAGGGGCAGAGGCUGAAAGGGAGAAUGAACUGGGUCUGACCAGGGUUUUUCCGCUGGUCCUCGCCCACUUGCAGCCUCCAGCAUUUAAGGUCCAGAUAGCCCUGAUUCAGAGGCCAUGCCCCUCACUCUUGUGCUUAAUAGCUACUGACGCCCCUUUCCUCCAAGAAUGUGUCCAAUCCUGUUUUUCAAUCUAGUUAAACUCUUGACAGCUAGAAAAGUGCAACAGCAAACUGGAGAUAUGCUGCUUGUUUUACUGCCACAAAUCAAGCUUGUCCACGACUAUAUGGAGAGCGGACACGUUCCUUUAGCAGCCAGAGUCAUGCGGUCGUGCUGUUGCCUGUCAGAUCGUUGUGCCUGGCGUUGCAAAACACGUUCAUCAUUGCCACCAGCGUGAAGUGGAAGGAGCUAUAACUCUUCCGCCUAGCAAGCACGCCUGGUAUGGGUAAUGGUGUGAAGGAAGGGCGAGUGGGUCUCAAACAGAACAAUGUGGAGCCGAUUGUGGCCGCCCGUCUCCUACCUGAGGGGGGUCCAGAGAAGAAGAAAGUGCUCAAUUCCCUGAUGUCCGGUGCCUUGGCUGGUGCCGUGGCCAAAACGGCUGUUGCCCCACUGGACAGGACAAAAAUCAUGUUUCAAGUGUCUUCAAAAAGAUUUUCUGCCAAGGAAGCCUACAGGUUCAUCUACCGCAGCUACCUCCAUGAUGGCAUCUGGAGCCUGUGGCGCGGGAACUCGGCCACUAUGGUCCGGGUCAUCCCAUACGCUGCCAUCCAGUUCUGUGCACACGAAGAGUACAAGCAGCUCCUGGGCAGCUACUACGGUUUCCAGGGAAAAGCGCUACCUCCCUUCCCGAGAUUCAUCGCCGGAUCGCUGGCAGGCAUGACAGCAGCCAUGCUGACUUACCCCCUGGACCUGGUCCGGGCACGGAUGGCAGUCACACCAAAGGAGAUGUACAGCAACAUCAUUCACGUCUUCAUCCGCAUCUCUCAGGAGGAAGGGCUGAAGACCUUGUACAGGGGUUUCACACCCACCAUCAUCGGUGUGAUCCCAUAUGCUGGCCUCAGCUUCUUCACCUAUGAGUCACUGAAGAAACUUCACGCAGAUCACAGCGGGCGCUCGCAGCCGUACCCCGUGGAGCGGCUCCUGUUUGGGGCCUGCGCGGGCCUGAUUGGCCAGUCGGCCUCCUACCCCCUGGACGUGGUGCGUCGGCGCAUGCAGACAGCGGGGGUCACAGGGCACACGUACAGCUCCAUCCUCCUCACCAUGCAGGAGAUCAUCCGUGAGGAGGGACUGGUCCGCGGCCUGUACAAAGGGUUGAGCAUGAACUGGGUCAAAGGUCCCAUCGCCGUGGGAAUCAGCUUCAUGACCUUUGACCUGACACAGAUCCUACUCCGGAAGCUGCAGCACCGCAUGGACGUCCAGAGGUGAACAGCCCUGCUCCUCCUGGCCUGGGUAGGCUGCCACCUCCUUGCGUUUAACACUUAGAUGCCAGGAGCAGAGCCCAUCACGCAGACACCAAGCUGAAGGUGGGCUCCCGGCUUGUAGAAGAGGAGGUGCCCCUCCCUGGGUCCUGCCAGCAAUCUCUGUCUGGCAAGCAGGCCUUGGCAGUGCCAUGCUGUGGGUCUGAGGUGAGUGCCCGGCCGGGCUGACUGGAGCAGUUGCAUCUCCUCUGAAACAGAUAAGGCUGUGCUGAAUGCCUCCUGCACCAAAAGGCUCUGUGUGCACCCACCACCCCUCUUCAUUUCCACUUCCGUUGUGGUCUCGUUGUUGCCUGUCUAACAGCCCACAUCUGAGCCUGUCUAGAGCCAGCAGAGGCUGCGGCUGGCAUGGAAAGAGCUCAGAGCACCAACACGGAGCUCCUGCGCCUGUCCUCACCCGGGGUGGGAGCAAAUCAGAAUGUGAAUUGGAGGCAAAAGCAGGUCAUCUCUAUAAGCCUCCCCCCAUGUCCCUAAAGGCAGCAUUUCCCAAGGGUUUUAGCAGAUCCCAGUAUUAGGACUCCAGAGAGGUAAGAGGGGGUGCUGCCUGCUCAAAGCACAUCCCCCACACCGCCACCAGUAUUAUCGGGCUUGCUUUAUCAGCACUGCAAGAACAAACAUCUUGUAGGGGUGUGCAUGCGCAUGCAUGGUGUAGACCUGUCGCUGUCCUCUGCGGUGGCUGCAUGAAUGGGAUUGACCUAACAUUUACCCCCUGCUGCAGAGCCACCCUGCUGUGUGGCCAGGCACUGCCUGGCCCUGGGCAGCCCAGCGGGUUCGCUUGGGCUCUGGCAGUUUUCCCCUGGAGUUCUGUGGGGCCAGCUCGGCCCUGGGGAGUCCUGCGCGGGCUGCUGUGGCCCCGUGCCGGGCUGAGCUGCGAGUGCGAAACCGACCCCAAAGCAUGUCUGAACGUAGCUGGGGGGAGUGCCCUGCGAAGUGGUGCUUUGAGGGGCUGCUGCACACUCUUAUGCUGGAAAGAGGCCUCUCACCUCUCUCCUCCAGGCAGCUGAGGCCCAAGGGGAGGUCUCUUCUCAGUCUGGCAAGGGUGCUGCUUGUGGGGGAAAGGUGGCGGGGAUGAAGUGGGAGGCAGGCAGACUCCAGCAGGAGCCCUGCUGCCCCCAGGCAUGAUGUUCUGUUCUUGCAUUGCUCUGGCUGGCUUAGGUCUCUGUGCUUGCUCCUGGAGCAGGCUCUACUUCCAGUGCCAAAUGUUUUCCAGCGUGAGUACAUGCGACAGGUGCCUGCCCAGACCCUGAUCCCCUGUGGUGUGGUGGGCCAAGCUGCUAGCUUGCUUGUUGGCCUCAGUGUUACCUCCACAGCAGCGCACAGGUGAGGUGAGGCCUCAGUGCGGUCUGCCUGUGAGUGUCAGCCGUGGUGACGCCCGUCCCGGUCGCUGCCUUGUCUUAGAAGUCGAUUGCUGUCACCAGGUGUUUUAAGGGCUGCACAGGCCACGGGUCUGUGGCAGGGGACAGUCUGAUGCCUCCCUCCAUGCAGGCGAAGCUCCGCUUGUCCCUCUGCAGGGACUUGAGCCAUUCCCUGUCCCAGCGGGGACGCUGCCCUUGUCCGUGGUCAGAUGGGGCCCUUGGAGGCAGCAUCGCACGGUGACAAGAGAAGCAGAGGAGCAGCUGGGGCUCUGCAGAGCUGUCUUGGCACAGUCGGUUGGCUGUCGGGUUCAUCCGAUCCCUCUGGGCUCCUCUCUGGGCCUGCUGUGCUAUAGUCGCUGCUCCUGGGAGCGAAGCAGCACCGAGGGGGCGCAGGAGGUGGCUGGGUGGUUGCCCUGCACUGCCUCUCUUGCCCCUCCACCCCAGGCAGUGCCAUUCUGAAAGGGCCCUGGAGCAGAGGAGCCUGGUGGGAUAUGGCCUUUGGCUGGGGAACCUGGGGGUGCGUGGGGCGAGGGGAGGGGGCAGCUGAGGCCUCCGCACCAAACCUCUGUCGCCCAGGGCGAGCCUGGAGGUGCCUGGCCCCAGGGAGCCUCCUUCCCAGCUGCACCUGAUUCUAUCUUAAACUCUAGCUUCAGCCUAAUAUUUCCCUGACUUUCAGGCCCGUGUUAGCUGAGAAACAGGCCAUUUCCUGUCCGUCACGGUAACGUCCGUGUUCUUCCAUUGCUUACACAAGUGUUCUUGGAGAGACCGCGCGUGUGUGUGUGUGUGUGUGUGUGUGUGUGUGUGUGUGUGUAAAAGAAUGGAUGUGGUGGGGGGGGUACAGGGAAAUACAGGGAGGGGCUGAUCCAUUGGAGGCAAGUCCCUGGCUCCUGCAUGUGCCCCAGAGACCUCUUCAUGGGCUCUCCGGGAGCGCUGGGCUUGAGCGAGGCAGCUGGCCGCAGGGUAGGGUGGUCAGGCCUGCAGCAAUGGCAAGGUAGGUGGCAGGUCUGGGUGCAUGGAGAGCUUACGGGAGAGCAGGGCGCCCUGGAGCAGCCGUAGCAGAUGGGAGCGAGGGGUGGAAGUGUGGCGAGGCCUGCAGCGAAGGCGUGUCUGCUGGUGCCGUGGCGGUCGUUCUUACGAGCGUGGCCAUGCAGAGCGGUAUAGGCCUGUCGCUUAACUCGGGCAGGUCUUGUCUCGGCCGGGCUGGAGCGCGACCAGGCUGGCACCAGACAGGCGCAGCAUCUCCCUGGGAGCAGCGGUUUGAAUGAAGUCCAGCACCAGGGAGCAGAUCUGGCAAAGGCAGGGAAGCAAUAUUGCACCGAGAGCGGGAACUGCCUGCUGCGGUUCCUUCCAUCCCGCUCGGGGCCGAGACGGCGCGUUGUGGCCUGGCCCGGCUGGGGCCAGGGAGGGGAAGUUGUGAAUAAAAUCAGUCCUGUCCUUGCAGCGUCCAGUUCUCCCUCCCUCCUCCCCGCACCCUGCCGGUGUGGUCUAUGCAUCGAGCACAAACCCUGUCCAAUGCCUUUGGUUCAGAUGUGUCCCCGCCACGCGUAGGUGCCCGUGUGUGCGGGCAGACAGAUGGCCUUCCUUGGGAGCCGGAGCUCUAUUUUGAUGCCGUGAAGACACUUUGUUACAGAAUGUUUAUAUCUAUUUUAUGAUUUGUGCCAAGAGAGGAUGUAUAUUUAAUAAAAAACAAAACCCGCCUCA
This is a messenger RNA of Alligator mississippiensis (American alligator), 9307 nucleotides long. It is a transcript of the gene SLC25A42, whose product is annotated as solute carrier family 25 member 42. Gene Ontology annotation, cellular component: mitochondrial inner membrane. The transcript is spliced from 9 exons. Lineage: Eukaryota; Metazoa; Chordata; Crocodylia; Alligatoridae. Gene Ontology annotation, biological process: transmembrane transport. The record is from RefSeq and is a predicted model, not a curated record. Bases 5218 to 6201 code for a protein of 327 amino acids.